Molecule: messenger RNA, 1717 nt
Organism: Ctenopharyngodon idella (grass carp)
Lineage: Eukaryota; Metazoa; Chordata; Actinopteri; Cypriniformes; Xenocyprididae
Gene: gja4
Product: gap junction protein alpha 4
Exons: 2
Coding region: 176-1219 (347 amino acids)
Biological process (GO): cell communication
Cellular component (GO): connexin complex
Source: RefSeq, a predicted model, not a curated record
CAGAGUUCCUGUGGGAGGGCCACUAUAAGGCAUGGGAAAGUUUCCUUUCCCUCACUUGUUUCUUUUUUUCUGAUUAAGUGGCUGUGUUUCGACCACAAGUGCUUUUAAAACUCUCAGCGGCAAAAUCUCCUCACACGGAUAACAGAAGAUAAACAUAAAACAGGGUUGACAGAGGAUGUCCAGAGCUGAUUGGGGUUUUCUGGAGCACCUGCUAGAGGAAGGUCAGGAGUACUCAACGGGCGUGGGGCGUGUGUGGCUCACCGUGCUCUUCCUCUUCCGCAUGCUUGUGCUUGGCACGGCGGUGGAAUCUGCAUGGGACGACGAACAGUCUGACUUCGUCUGCAACACCAAACAGCCUGGCUGUGAGUCCGUCUGCUAUGACAAGGCCUUCCCCAUCUCCCACUUCCGUUACUUCGUUCUGCAAGUCAUCUUCGUCUCAACACCGACCAUUUUUUACUUUGGCUAUGUGGCCUUGAGGACUAGAAAUGAGAACAGGCAAGAGGAGAAGCCGGAGGAGGAGGGCAGAAAACAAAGACAUAGAAAAAACAACGAGUGCAAGUUGGAGGUAAUAAAGGAGGAAGAUGAAGGGGGCGAGGAGAAAGACACGCAUAAGAACCGCAAAGCUCCAGGACCUCUAAAACUCAAAGGGAAACUGCUGUGCGCUUACGCGACUAGCAUAGUGAUAAAGGUUCUCAUUGAAGUUAGCUUCAUUUUAGGUCUAUGGUUCUUUUAUGGGUUUGUAAUCCAGGCCAGGUAUGAGUGCAAGAGGUUUCCCUGUCCUCACACAGUGGACUGUUUUGUCUCACGGCCCACAGAAAAAACUAUCUUCACCAUAUACACGCAGGCCAUCGCCGCAGUGUCGGUUAUCCUCAACGUUGUGGAGCUUUUCCAUCUCCUUCAGCUAGCGAUAACACAUCGACUAAAGAAGAGAUAUCAGGCAGAGGAGGAGAUUAAUAAACUUAUUAGAUUGACUUCUUCUAGAACAGCACCAGCUAAAGAGCAACUACCACCAUUUGAGGAAAAAAAACAUCUCUUUCUUCCUGUAGCACAGGACGGUUACCCUGCAUCAGAGAUGGACUGGAACAAAAGAGCUCCUCCUUUAGCAGAGGACAUGCUCCCUAGUUACUCAAAUUGCAUAAGCGGUGUGAAACCUGCUGUAAACAAAAAACAUCAUAAAAAACACAACAAGACAGAAGACAAACCAAGACAUUAUGUAUGAAGAGCACAAAAUGAGAACCAGGGCUCCAUUUUGAGGAACAGACAUGUGUAAAUGAACAUUAGGGGUUUACUGUGCAUUCGAGAGCCAUUUCCUUUGUUUAGAUAGGCAGGGAAAUGGGCUGUGCUUUGGGAUGAACUGUCUUUUGUGAUCUGUGGCCAGAUACGGGAGCCUCUCAAGUAGUGAUUAGUUUUGAGAGGCUCAAGGUCAGAAAAUACUCAAACCACUGAGCCUAAGAGAAACAAGCACAAUGUCUAAAAAUGCCAAGGCGAAGGGUGGGUUUAAGUCAAGUGCUGAACUGAAUGAUUGAUAUGGUACAGUUAAGGUAGUACAUGAUUUUCUGUACUUGAGACCAAAAUCAAAGUCAAACUAUACCAACCAACUGUAUUGUACAAUAUUUAAAAUGUAUUUAAGAAUUAUUUUAUAUUUCAUUUAAUAUUUAUUUUCAUUACUUUCAUUAAAGGAUUUGUGGUUUUUAAUCCACUUUUUGACUACUAAAAA